CGAUACUCCCAUCUCCGUUUUGGAUCAAAGCUUGGGCCAAUCUGAGACAACCCAAACAAGCAGAUUUUCCCAGUUUCCCGUAGCACAAGAAAACUGAAGAAAAAGUAGAAAUCAACCCUUUUUCCUCCUUAUAUUUCAGUUUGCUUUGCUUUGCUGCAUCUUAUUCUCACUUCACCUCUCUUUUUUUUUUAAUUGUCUGGAUCAUCGGAAAGGUUCUCUUCUCAACCUCAGUUUUGUUUUCGCUUUUGCGGUUUUAAUAUUUUGAAAGCAUUUAUUUUCUUCACUUAGGAAAUUAAAGAACCAAUCAUGAAGCUUGACACCAGCGGACUAGAACCGGCUGCGCCUGUCUCGGGUGCUCCCAGUGAACUUGUUGAUGGGUUUUCGGCUGCUCCGUCGUUCGAUCUCCCAAACACUACUGAUUUUGAUGGGUUUCAAAAAGAAGCUAUCCAGAUGGUAAAACCUGCUAAGGGUACCACCACGCUUGCUUUCAUCUUUAAGGAAGGUGUCAUGGUUGCCGCUGAUUCUAGAGCUAGCAUGGGAGGCUAUAUCUCUUCACAGUCAGUGAAGAAAAUUAUUGAAAUCAAUCCUUACAUGCUUGGAACAAUGGCUGGAGGAGCUGCUGACUGCCAGUUUUGGCACAGAAAUUUAGGCAUCAAGUGCCGGCUACAUGAAUUAGCAAACAAGCGUAGAAUUUCAGUUACAGGGGCUUCAAAACUGUUGGCAAACAUUCUCUAUUCUUACCGAGGAAUGGGACUUUCAGUUGGAACCAUGAUUGCUGGAUGGGAUGAAACGGGCCCUGGACUAUAUUAUGUGGACAGUGAAGGGGGAAGGUUAAAAGGAAUGCGUUUCUCUGUUGGAUCUGGUUCACCAUAUGCUUAUGGUGUGCUGGAUAAUGGCUAUCGGUAUGAUAUGUCUGUUGAAGAGGCUGCAGAGUUGGCCAGAAGAGCUAUUUAUCAUGCCACAUUCCGAGAUGGAGCCAGUGGUGGUGUUGCCAGCGUUUACUACGUGGGACCAAAUGGGUGGAAGAAGCUAUCUGGUGAUGAUGUUGGAGAACUUCACUAUAAAUACUAUCCAGUGAUGCCAAGCACAGUGGAACAGGAAAUGGUUGAAGUAGGUGGGGCAUAAAUGGGAUCUACUCAACCUAGGCCAAGUUGAUAAGAUGGAUGAAUGGGAUAUAUUCUUAUAUACAAUGAAUACUUGGCCUUAAAAGACAAUGUGAUGAUGUUGAGUUUGUUCUUUGAUGUUGAAAAUUUUAAGGAAUCUCGGGUUUUAGUAAUCCCAACAUUUGAAAUAUUCAGUGUUAAUGUGUAGGGUCAUUUGGCUUGGGAAAUUUGUUAAGUGGUGUUUCCGGUUUCAAUUAAAGCUUGGUUGUUUCCUGCAAAA
Messenger RNA from Gossypium arboreum, 1383 nucleotides. Its product is annotated as proteasome subunit beta type-5. The record is from RefSeq and is a predicted model, not a curated record. The transcript has 8 exons. Gene Ontology annotation, molecular function: threonine-type endopeptidase activity. Bases 307 to 1125 code for a protein of 272 amino acids. Lineage: Eukaryota; Viridiplantae; Streptophyta; Magnoliopsida; Malvales; Malvaceae. Gene Ontology annotation, cellular component: proteasome core complex.